Messenger RNA from Acanthoscelides obtectus, 441 nucleotides. The record is from the annotation of a GenBank genome assembly. NCBI's taxonomy places the organism in Eukaryota, Metazoa, Arthropoda, Insecta, Coleoptera, Chrysomelidae.
AUGGUGUAUCUUCCAGCCGUUGAUCUUUUCUUGAACCCUGCACUGAUUGGCCAAAUCCAUGAUGCUUAUAAGCAUGUUUUGACAUACUUACCAACAGGUUUGAGCACUGCUUGUGAAAUGAGAUUGGUGGUGAUAAUAGCAUUCCCAAGGGCAACGGUAUUAGGAUUUGAGACACUUUGGGACAACACUCUAACGCCUCUCAGGGACUGGCUACUCAUGACCAAUGGAGGUUUGCUUUCUACUGUUUUCACAGUGGUUAUUUGGCUUUUCGCGAGGUCCAAGGGGACUGCCUUAGAUGCCUCUUUCUCGUCCUCACUAUUAUUCAUCUUUGCACCGGAGUUUUUGCUUAUAAUUCAAAAAAGCAUCUGGGUAUUCAGAAGAAAAAUGAUGACGCUAGGCAAAACUACUGUCCAAGAUCAACAUACUGAGCAAAAGUUAUAA